CUAUUUUCACACUUAGGGCCUACGAAGUUUCUAAACAGGCCAGAAUAUGAAGCUUUUCGUUUUUUCUCUGCUUGUUGGCUUGGCUGUUGCAUUUCCAUACAACGGUUUCUGCAACGAUAAAAGAGGCGUCGAUAACGAUGUUAGAUCCGAACUUGAACAUCUUUUGAAAAGGAUCGACGAUGCCCUUGAACACGGAAAAACAAUUGAACCAGAUGAACUGGAUAAAUUGCUACACCUCCUACAAAAAGUGAAAGAUGAUCAUGUUGAGAUGACGGAUAAAUCCAAACAGAUUAUAGAAAAGUAUAGAAAAAUACUUAAAGAGUUCUUCAGAAGAUUAAUAGGUCUUCACGGAAGUAAUGUACACAGCGAAAAGAGAUCCGCCGAGAGCUUUCUGGACAGUCUUAUCGACGUUUUGAAUAAAGUUCGUCUCACCCCCGGAGAAAAAAUCGAUUCGUUCGUUGAAUUUCUAAAGGAGACUUACGAUGGCGGCAAAGAAGUUUUGAAAGACAAAGCCACUUUCAUCAGAGAUCUCGCUCGUCACUUCUUGGAACGUGCCGAACAUUCCGGCAAAGAUGUAGCCGAAGAGGCCCUUAAAUUCUUCCGUCCGUACAAAGAAGAUUUAGGCAAACUGUACGAAGAAGUGGAAGAAAAGGUGAAGGAAAUCGUCAGGCAAUAAAUAUUAUAUUUUCUGUAUUCUUUCAUCAGUAAAUAAAUGAAACGGUUCAUUUUUAAAAUAUU
This is a messenger RNA of Centruroides sculpturatus (bark scorpion), 738 nucleotides long. RefSeq lists its product as uncharacterized. The transcript is spliced from 6 exons. Lineage: Eukaryota; Metazoa; Arthropoda; Arachnida; Scorpiones; Buthidae. The record is from RefSeq and is a predicted model, not a curated record. Bases 47 to 676 code for a protein of 209 amino acids.